UGAUUGUUUCUGCAGUUCCGUUAAGGAUGUGGAAGUUUUUGUAGUUCGCGUAUUGUUGACCUGUCAGUCUUCUCGUACAGUCUGUCAUUGCCGAUCAUUUAUGUGUUGUAGCUGUUGCACAUCAUUGCCGGUGUCGCGGUCUAGCCGCGGCGUCUGACGGAUUUCUCUGGUUGCACUGCUGUUACUGGUCAGCUAGCGGCUAAAGGUUAGCCUAUCAGCUUGGGAGCUACUAGCAUUAGCCGGCUACCUCGUCUGCUGACAAGAGGAGGCAGGGAAGCCGCCCACUCAGUAUUCCAGAUAGCAGACUGAACGAUGGAGGCGCAAACAUCAAGCAAACGUCUUUUGUCCAGAAAGAGGAGGAGAGAAGACUCCAAUGGAGAAGCUGAGGGGGUAGACAGGAUUGGGAAGAUCCACAGAUGUACUGUGGGACUGAAGCAUCCCGCCCAUUUCGCAGAUGAACUGGAACCAGCUGACGACAAGCCCUAUGUGAGAGUCAACAUGGAGGAGGCCAAGCGAGGAACGCCUUCUAACAGGCCAGUACGAGUGUAUGCAGAUGGUAUCUUUGACCUUUUCCAUUCAGGUCAUGCCAGAGCCCUCAUGCAGGCAAAAUGCCUUUUCCCAAAUACACAUCUUAUUGUCGGAGUGUGCAGUGAUGACCUGACCCACAAGUUCAAAGGCUUCACGGUGAUGAAUGAGGACGAACGUUAUGAUGCCGUCAGUCAUUGCCGCUACGUGGAUGAGAUUGUGCGGAACGCUCCCUGGACACUCACACCAGAAUUUCUUGCAAAACAUCGCAUUGACUUUGUGGCCCAUGAUGACAUCCCAUAUUCAUCGGCGGGCAGUGAUGAUGUGUAUAAGCACAUUAAGGAGGCUGGUAUGUUUGCUCCCACACAGAGGACAGAGGGCAUCUCAACCUCUGACAUCAUCACACGCAUUGUUCGAGACUAUGACGUGUACGUCAGACGCAACCUGCAGAGAGGAUACACGGCCAAAGAACUUAACGUCAGCUUCAUUAAUGAGAAGAAGUACAAUCUGCAGGAGCGUGUGGACAAGGUGAAGAGGAAAGUACGUGACGUGGAGGAGAAGAGCAAAGAGUUUGUCCAGAAGGUGGAGGAGAAGAGCAUCGACCUCAUUCAGAAAUGGGAGGAGAAAUCAAGGGAGUUUAUUGGCAACUUCCUGCAAAUGUUUGGCCCAGAGGGAGCUCUGAAGCACAUGCUGAAGGAAGGUAAGGGCCGCAUGCUGCAGGCUAUCAGCCCCAGGCAAAGCCCCAACAGCAGCCCCACCCACGAGGAGCGCUCCCCUUCUCCCACCUUCCGCCUCCCCUUCUUCAACAAGACCUCCCCGCCUCCAUCACCUCCAUCCCACCACAGCGCAGCCCGGGGCUACCUCAUCAGUGAAGACGACGACGAUGAAGACGAAGAGGAGGACGAUGACAAUUAGAGCGUGUCAGCAUUGACUAGUAGCAUGGUUUCCAACAAGCUCCUGCUUCCACCAGCUUUUCUUUCUUUCACAUUGACCUUUGUGUCAUUAUAGCUGUUACCCAUCAGUCACAGUUUUCUUUUUCCGAAUCGUCAUUUUUGUUUUGUGUUUGUUCUUUUGCAUGUGUGUGCAAGAUACCACUUAGCAUGAGUUGGGGUUUUUUUGACGUUUGUCUCAUUUCUGUGCGUCACUUUUGAGUCUUUAUUCAUCACUCUGUGGAAUAAUUCACGCCCGUUUCACCAGGUGCACGCUUUCAUUGCCAACUGUUGCACGGUAUGAGUUUGUGUUCUUGUUUUGCUUUGGUGGGAGGGCUCACAGGGAUUUGGAUGUGCUUUGUUCUAGGACCUCGUGAAAGAAAUGGCAAAGUUUUUCAGAACAGGUCAGAAAUGUGGAAAUCUGCUCGCAUGCUGGGACAGAGGCAUUAUUCUCACACUGACCUUUUUAAUCAUCAGAUGGAUUCCAGUAAUGAUUUCCUUUUUAACGAACAGGAUAACUCCAGCGUGGCUCUGAGAGUUACUGAGUAUUAAAUGUUUGAACUGUUUUGCCUCCCCCUGCAUUGGGAGUGUGAAUGCAUGUAACAUUUGUUUACAAGCUCUUGCAUCGGCAUGUUUGAAAAGUCAGCAGCCGCCACCUGCUGACUGGUUUGGGUUUAGCAUAAUCUCUUCCACGUUAUAAUAAACGAUUUUAAUCUCGUCUGUUAAUAAGAAUUUCAUCCUGGCAUCUUUCUGCGGUGUCAUACAUUUAAAUGUUAUAGUUGAUGUCCUUAUUUUUCUAAACUGUACAUUUCAUCUGUCAUUUCGUAAAUCCUUCAUGUUCAGAAGAGCUUUUGCAGUGACUCCAUGUCAGCACAUUGUUUUUGUGGUCCACAUCUGAACCUACGCUACAUUUAAAAUUUGUGUCAUGCUUCUUAAAGUCCAACCAUCAAGCUGAUAAAGUGUUUAUUUUCCCCAUUAACUGUCAGAUUAUGAGAACAAAAGAGGCACCUUUUACAAAUAAUGGACUGAUUUUUUUUUUUUGAGGGUUGUAUUUUUCUAGGUGCCUCCUCUUUGCCUAAACGGAUUGCUUCUAAGAGGAGCAUUAUUUUAUCAUUUAUCAUCUCAAGCCACUGUUCAGCUCUGAAACAAUGUGACUCUUUUUGGCCCUGAUGUCUGCCCCAUGUGCUACGUUCCACAUGUCACAGCUGAGCGCUGCAUAAACUGCACUGAUUUUACUCAAAUGUUAACACGGACAGUUGCUUGUUCUAUUCUCAGCAUGGUUUCACAAAAAGUAUCCUGCAGUGUGAUUACCCUGUUCUUGUGGGAGGAAAAAGGUGAUGUAACUCCAAAUGUGGGAAAUAACUCUGUUUUAAACGUCAAAUCUGGUAUUGAGAAAGUACAACGUCAUACAAACUGCUGAGACUAGAUUUGGGUGCUAAGUGUCUUUCGCGACACAUCGCCUUGAUCCUUGUGCAUUCUGUUCCUUUAGUCAGUGUGUGAAUGUCUCGGCGAGGUAGUCUACAUUCUUGGAGCUUCAGGUGGUAAAUGGAUAAAUGUAAAUGUUUUUGUUAAACCCGGAAUGUUAGGGCUGUUAAAUGAGAAGGGGGUGGGGAAAAAAUCUAUUAAACAUGUUGGCCAAACCAUU
Molecule: messenger RNA, 3099 nt
Organism: Thalassophryne amazonica
Lineage: Eukaryota; Metazoa; Chordata; Actinopteri; Batrachoidiformes; Batrachoididae
Gene: pcyt1aa
Product: phosphate cytidylyltransferase 1, choline, alpha a
Exons: 10
Coding region: 313-1440 (375 amino acids)
Biological process (GO): CDP-choline pathway
Cellular component (GO): endoplasmic reticulum
Molecular function (GO): phosphatidylcholine binding; choline-phosphate cytidylyltransferase activity
Source: RefSeq, a predicted model, not a curated record